AUGGAUAAAUCAGAUCAAGAGUAUGUUCAGGAAAAGAUUGAUAAAUUUUUGGAUGAUGAAUGUUUAAUUCACAAUAUUAAAAGAUAUCUGCGAGUUCAUAUUAUAAAAUCUUUAAAAAAAACAAAUAACCGAAAACUUAACCUACUGGAGAAUGAAAGGAUUGCGAUUAUAUUAAGAUUAAUACAUGAAUUUUUAAAUUAUUAUGAAAUAAAUAAUACUUGUGCAAUGCUAGAGGAAGAAUUUAAUGAGAUUUUUCAAAUGAAUAUAAAUGAAUCUUCUGGCGAAUCAAAUGAAUUAGGAAUUUUAAAUGAUUCUUUAGAAUGCAAUACGAAAAUUGAAAGUCUACUUAAAUAUAAAUUAUCCAGUGAAAAAUGUGAAAUUGAUGAAGUCACAAAUAUUGCACUGAUUGAGGCAAGUAAUUGUAUUGAGUCUUUACAAAAUGAGAUUAAAACACUACAUAAUAUUUAUUUCGAGCAGGUAAAUGCGGCCAGAGAAAUCAUGGAAAGGAAGGUAUCUGAUAUAGAGAAGUUGUAUUUAGAAUCCAUUUCAAAAAAAUGA
Messenger RNA from Cryptosporidium ubiquitum, 558 nucleotides. RefSeq lists its product as uncharacterized. The record is from RefSeq and is a predicted model, not a curated record. NCBI's taxonomy places the organism in Eukaryota, Apicomplexa, Conoidasida, Eucoccidiorida, Cryptosporidiidae. Bases 1 to 558 code for a protein of 185 amino acids. The transcript has a single exon.